AUGUCUAAUGCUGCUUCUGCAAAUUCGCAUGUGCGUGUAUUUUUUGGAAAUUUACAAGACAUUCCUGGCUUUUUUAAUAAUUCACCCCAGCGAGUAGAAGUCUUAAACAAUAUUGUGAAGAAAAGGAUCCCCCUCAGCGCUACAACCCGUUGGAAUUUUAAUAUAAGGACCAUUAAUGUUGUAUACGAAAAUAGAGCGUCUCUCAUUGAGUGUAUGCAUGAAAUAGAAGAACAAUUUGCCAACAACACAGUCUGUAGUGCAGCCGCCUCUAUUCGCCGUACAUUAAAUGAUCCGAUCUUCAAUUUUUGGCUGACUUUUUUUCAUCAUGUGAUGCCUCACGUAGACAUCCUAUUCAAUCAACUACAGCAAAGAUAA
Psylliodes chrysocephalus is the source of this 375-nucleotide messenger RNA. NCBI's taxonomy places the organism in Eukaryota, Metazoa, Arthropoda, Insecta, Coleoptera, Chrysomelidae. The record is from the annotation of a GenBank genome assembly.